CAAUGUUUGCCUGAACUGUUUGUACAUCUGGGCCAUAUUGCGGAACCCUGCCCUUCUUUGUUGACUGAGGAAAGCUCGCUCCCUGCCCAGGUUUUUCAUUGUUGAUCAAAAUUAACACCAGGUGGUGAACAGAGCCCCUCCUAAGGUUGCUCAGGAUAAAUCAUUUAUUAAAUAGGUCUGCUUGUCAGGAGGGGUGUGAAGGCUCCCAGAAGGAAAUGCUGGCGCCGGGGCCCGGAAGCCAGGGCCUCUAACUCCUGGGGUUGAUUUCUUCAGUGAAGUUGCACCCUACAAAGGGAAUAUGGCCAAAGCAGCACUCAACUGAAGGAUGAUAUCAGGCGAUUAGAAAGCAAUGCGUUCUGCGUUUGUCUGGAAUGGAUUGUGGAGAGAUGGACUUAGGCGAGGACUACCAGUCCCCGUUUGAUUUUGAAGCAGGAGUCAACAAAAGCUAUCUCUACUUGUCUCCUAGUGGAAAUUCAUCUCCACCUGGAUCACCUACUCUUCAGAAAUUUGGUCUGCUGAGAACAGAGCCGGUCCCUGAGGAAGGAGAAGAUGUUGCUGCCACCAUCAGUGCCACAGAGACCCUCUCAGAAGAGGAGCGGGAAGAGCUAAGAAGAGAACUUGCAAAGGUAGAAGAAGAAAUCCAGACUCUGUCUCAAGUGUUAGCAGCAAAAGAGAAGCAUCUAGCAGAGAUCAAGCGGAAACUUGGAAUCAAUUCUCUACAGGAACUAAAACAGAACAUUGCCAAAGGGUGGCAAGACGUGACAGCAACAUCUGCUUACAAGAAGACAUCUGAAACCUUGUCCCAGGCUGGACAGAAGGCCUCAGCUGCUUUUUCGUCUGUUGGCUCAGUCAUCACCAAAAAGCUGGAAGACGUAAAAUUGCAAGCCUUUUCACAUUCCUUUAGUAUACGUUCCAUUCAGCAUUCAAUUAGCAUGCCUGCUAUGAGAAACUCCCCAACUUUUAAAUCAUUUGAAGAAAAGGUCGAAAACUUAAAGUCUAAAGUAGGGGGAACCAAGCCUGCUGGUGGUGAUUUUGGAGAAGUCUUGAAUUCGGCUGCAAAUGCUAGUGCCACCACCACGGAGCCUCUUCCAGAACAGACACAGGAGAGCCUGUGAGAUUCCUACCUUUGUUCUGCUACCCACUGCCAGAUGCUGCAAGCGAGGUCCAAGCACAUCUUGUCAACAUGCAUUGCCAUGAAUUUCUACCAGAUGUGCUUUUAUUUAGCUUUACAUAUUCCUUUGACCAAAUAGUUUGUGGGUUAAACAAAUGAAAAUAUCUUCAACUCUAUUCCUGGGAAACACCCUUUAGUGUACAUUUAUGUUCCUUUAUUUAGGAAACACUGUUAUAAAAACACCUAUAGUACCUGGGGACAUUCACUAGAAUGAUCUAAGAAGCUACAGAUUGUCAUAGUUGUUUUCCUACUUUACAAAAUUGCUCCAGAUCUGGAAUGCCAGUUUGACCUUUGUCUUUAUUUCCUUUUUUUCCCCCUCUCUGAAUCUCUGUAUAUUUGAUUCUUAACUAAAAUUGUUCUCUUAAAUAAUCUGAAUCCUGGUAAUUAAAAGUUUGGGUAUAUUUUCUUUACCUCCAAGGGAAGAACUACCAGCUACAAAAAAUAUUUUGGAAUAAGCACUGUUUUGGUAUAAGGUACAUAUUUUGGUUGAAGACACCAGACUGAAGUAAACAGCUGUGCAUCCAAUUUAUUAUAGUUUUGUAAGUAACAAUAUGUAAUCAAACUUCCAGGUGACUUGAGUGGAACCUCCUACAUCCUUAUUUAUCACCAUUUAUGACAGUAAACAUUUCAGUGUAUUGUUUAUUAUACCACUUAUAUCAACUUAUUUUUCACCAGGUUAAAAUUUUAAUUUCUACAAAAUAGCCGGGCGCGGUGGCUCAAGCCUGUAAUCCCAGCACUUUGGGAGGCCGAGACGGGUGGAUCACGAGGUCAGGAGAUCGAGACCAUCCUGGCUAACAUGGUGAAACCCCGUCUCUACUAAAAAAUACAAAAAACUAGCCGGGCGAUGUGGCGGACGCCUGUAGUCCCAGCUACUCGGGAGGCUGAGGCAGGAGAAUGGCGUGAACCCGGGAGGCGAAGCUUGCAGUGAGCUGAGAUCCGGCCACUGCACUCCAGCCUGGGCGACAGAGUGAGACUCCAUCUCCAAAAAAAAAAAAAAAAAAAAAUUCUACAAAAUAACAUUCUGAAUCAAGCAUACUGUAUGAUCAGUAGGCUGAACUAUGAACACUGUCAUCAAUGUUCAGUUCAAAAGCCUGAAAGUUUAGAUCUAGAAGCUUGUGAAAAUGAUAAUAUCAAUCACAUUAGGGGAACCAUUGUUGUCUUCAUUUAAUCCAUUUAGCACUAUUUAAAAUAAGCACACCAAGUUAUAUGACUAAUAUAACUUGAAAAUUUUUUAUACUGAGGGGUUGGUGAUAACUCUUGAGGAUGUAAUGCAUUAAUAAAAAUCAACUCAUCAUUUUCUACUUGUUUUCAAUGUGUUGGAAAUUGUAAAAUGAUACUGUAGAACCUGUCCCCUAAUUUGAAAACUGAGUGUCAGGGCUGAGUGAACCAAAGUCUCUAGACAUAUUUGCAUAAAGGCCAAGGUAUUCUAAUAACUACUUACUGAACACUACCACCUUUUCCUUAUACUGUAUAUGUUUAUGGCCUACAAUGUUGUAUUUGUUAUUUAUUAAGUUGUGAUUGUUUUAUUGUUUAUGCCAAAUGUUAAUUGCCAAGCUUGGAGCGAUCUAAAGCAUUUUUUAAAAGCAUGGCUAGAUUUACUUCAGUAUAAAUUAUCUUAUGAAAACCAAAUUUUAAAAGCCACAAGUGUUGUUAUAAAAUAACAUGCUGCCAUUCUUGAUUGCUAGAGCUUUUGUUAGUACUUUGGAUGCAAUUAAAACUAUGUGCUAUCACAUGUGAAAAGCUUAAUAAAUUCUGUCUAUCAGUAGUAUAGGUCUCAAUAUUUAUUAUGAGACCAGUGGUCUGGAAACAGCUUGUUAUAUUACAGAAUCAACUGGAGUCUAUACUUAAAUACUUAACCAUCCUUAAAUUAUUGCUUAAUGGUAUCAUAUUAACAUAUACUAAAUAAGGGCUUUAAGGAACAGGCUGUUGAAGCAUUGUCUCAGAGGAGUGGAUCUGCAGAAGUUUGUCUUUCUAUAGAAAUAUUGUGCUUACUCAACAUAACUGUUAAAUUAUUUUUUCUACCAGCUAGUCUGCUUUUUAAAAUUCAAACAUAUUCUUUUGAUCACAUUGUUUCUUGAGCAUCCAGCCCUGCUACUAACUUUUCAACAAGGCAAAAUGGAGUAAAGUGGCAAUUUCUUUAGUUGAGUGAAAUACCCUCAAGUCUCUUUUCUGUCCAAAAAGGGAAAAGUGAUAGAAAUCGGGGUGGGAAGUGGGGUGAGUGGAUGAAGGUGGGUAUUGGGGAUGGCUGUGAAAGAAAAUGUUGGAGAAUCACUUUUCUGGGCAUCUACCUAUACUUAAUCUAAAAAACAAAAAAUUAAUCUACUGUAAAGUACUCUGCCCCUUAAAGGAAGUAUUAAGAGGAUGGAUUUAGAAAAAAACAUGAAUUUAGAAAUAUUCAAAAUCGUUUUUGUGGCAGAUUCAAUAUUAUGAAUUCACAGAUAUUUAAGGAAUGAGAAACAGCAAUUAGUAGAAAUGCCAGAAAGAGUUCCUGGUUCCUCUUGUGUUUGACACUAAAAAAAUAGCAAGAGUGUGAAAUCUCAGAUACUUAUGAAAUCUCACAGAUGUAAGGACUCAAGUGUAGAAGAAAAUAUCCCCCUCUUAAAAAAAGAAAUGUCAAUUUAUGGAGUUUGUGGGAAAUAGAGCAAGAAUUCUUAUGCUUAUGAGAGCCAAGUAAUCAGUGGAAGAGAGUAGAGCUCAAAACUGGAUUAUCACCUUAGCAACUUAGAAUAACUUGAAAUAGAAAAAAACACAUUUAAUUUGGACUGUUUCUGGAUCUGUUAAGAUAUACACAGUCUAUUUUUUGUAUAGUAUUGGAAAAUAAAAAUUCUAUAAUUUGGGUAUGGGUUCUUUUGUAUACAUUACCUGCCCAUUGAGGAAAGGGGCAAGUCCAUUAUGCAACUUCUCUCCAAACCCUUCAUGUUCUGGAUAUGAUACUUAAAGAGCCAUGAGCAGCUACAUUCUGGUUAUCAGAAGGCAUUUAUUAAAUGACUGCUUGCUGCAUAUGUGCCCAAAGAGAUAUCUUUAGUAAACAUAGUAAUUAGUAGAAAUGCCAGAAAGAGUUCCUGGUUCCUCUUGUGUUUGACACUAAGAAAAUAGCAAGAGUGAGAUCCUACAUAAGGUCAUUUGUCAGAAUGAUGUUUUUGUUUGUUUAGAGUUGGCUGACCUCCAACUCCUGGGGUCAAGGAAUCCUCCUGCCUUAGCUUCCCAAAUAGCUAGGACUAUAGGCAUGCACCCAGCCAUGUGUUUUCUUGAUAGCUCUUAAAGCCCAGAUGAAAAAAAAAUCACAUUUUUGCCCAUAGUGAAGAAACAUUUGGCCAUUGGUUGGUCCUUAUUUUCAGGAACUGUCCUGUUUUCAUUGGAUUAGAGAGACCCUGUGUGGGCCACAGUUAAUAUAAACCAUUAUCAUUUAAGUAAACCCGCACACCUCAGAUUUCAUAAUUUCCUUAUUGUUCUGACUCAAAAUGAACCAAGGGGCUUUUCACUUUUCGUUUGUAAGUUCUCAGAGGGUAGGGUCUGCAUGUGCUAUCACCUGGUGGGAUUUUGUACUUAAAUAAAUGCUAUCUGGCAACUGAAA
Molecule: messenger RNA, 4745 nt
Organism: Macaca mulatta (Rhesus monkey)
Lineage: Eukaryota; Metazoa; Chordata; Mammalia; Primates; Cercopithecidae
Gene: TPD52
Product: tumor protein D52
Biological process (GO): B cell differentiation
Cellular component (GO): cytoplasm
Source: RefSeq, a predicted model, not a curated record